Molecule: messenger RNA, 1017 nt
Organism: Mycotypha africana
Lineage: Eukaryota; Fungi; Mucoromycota; Mucoromycetes; Mucorales; Mycotyphaceae
Product: maintenance of mitochondrial structure and function-domain-containing protein
Exons: 4
Coding region: 1-1017 (338 amino acids)
Biological process (GO): proteasome-mediated ubiquitin-dependent protein catabolic process
Cellular component (GO): proteasome regulatory particle; proteasome complex
Molecular function (GO): protein binding; metallopeptidase activity
Source: RefSeq, a predicted model, not a curated record
AUGCCAACUACAACAACAGUGCAACCUAACUCUAUUACAGCUCAUGUUCAUCCUCUUGUCUUACUUUCAGCUACAGAUCACUACAAUCGUGUAGCUAAAGAUACAAAGAAACGUGUCGUCGGUGUUUUACUCGGUCAGAAUAAAGGCAAAACCGUUAACGUUUCCAACAGUUUUGCAGUUCCUUUCGAAGAAGAUGAGAAGGAUCCGUCCGUAUGGUUUUUGGACCAUAACUACGUUGAAGCAAUGAAUGAUAUGUUCAAAAAAGUGAAUGCAAAGGAAAAGUUGAUCGGUUGGUAUCACAGUGGACCCAAACUUCGUUCGUCAGACUUGGAAAUCAAUGAAUUAUUCAAAAGAUAUACACCUAAUCCAGUACUCGUCAUUAUCGACGUUAAGCCUAACGAUGCAGAAAUCCCUACUGAUGCUUAUUUCGCAAUUGAAGAAAUCAAAGACGACGGUACAACCACUACAAAGACAUUCAUGCAUGUCCCAUCAGAAAUUGUUGCGGAAGAAGCUGAAGAAAUCGGUGUGGAGCAUUUACUAAGAGACAUCAAAGACAAUGCUGUGGGCACUCUAUCCACUCGCAUCAGUAACCAGCUUUCCUCUUUAGGCGGAUUACAAGGUCGAUUAGAAGAAAUCCGCGAUUAUUUAGCCAAAGUCGUCGCUGGCAAAUUACCUGUAAAUCAUCAAAUCAUUUACAAUCUGCAAGAUAUGUUCAAUUUAUUACCUAAUCUCGAAAGUCAAGAAAUGGUCAGCAGUUUCAGCACAAAGACCAAUGAUCAAUUAUUAUUGAUUUAUCUUUCUAGUAUGAUUCGUGCUGUUAUCGCGCUUCAUAACUUGAUUGAUAAUAAGAUUGACAACAUGAAGAAUGAAAACAUGUUAGAGAACAAGCAACAAUCGUCGGCAAAUUCACCUCAGCAACAAUCCAACUCACAAGAAGAUAAAGAAAAGGGGGAGGGAAAGGAUGAUAAGAAGAAGGAUAAAAAACCAGCAGACGACGAUAAGAUGCAAAUUGAUUAA